AUGGCGGAGGCGGCGGUGCCUUGCCGGGUGCAGUACCUGGAGGACUCGGACCCCUUCGGCUGCGGCAGCUUCCCGGAGCCGCGGCGAGCCCCGGUGUACGCCGUGGAAGAGGCGCUGCCGCUGGGGCUGCAGCUGCCCGCCCUGCACCGCCUGCUCGGAGCGCCGCUGCCGCUGGAAGACUGCACACUGCAGGUCUCACCCUCUGGACACUACCUGGACCUCGACUUGUCCCUGCUAGAGCAGAAAGAUGACCUGGAGGGUUUCUACGAGGAGGUCAGGAAGGGGAGACGACCGACCCUGAUCCUGCGCACGCAGCUCUCUGUCCGGGUCCACGCCAUCAUCGAGAAGCUGUACAACUGCCAGGGGCCGGAGCUGAGGCGUUCCCUCUUCUCCCUCAAGCAGCUCUUUCAGGAGGACAAGGACCUGGUGCCUGAGUUUGUGAACCUGGACGGGCUGAGCUGCCUGAUCAAAGUGGGGGCAGAGGCUGACCAGAACUACCAGAAUUACAUCCUGCGGGCCCUGAGCCAGAUCAUGCUCUUUGUGGAUGGGAUGCAAGGAGUCAUCAACCACAACGAGACCAUCCAGUGGCUCUACACACUGUCAGGAAGCCUGUUUCGUUUGGUGGUGAAGAUGGCUCUGAAGCUGCUGUUGGUGUUCGUGGAGUACGCAGAGCCCAACGCCCUGCUCCUCAUCCGCGCCGUCAACGCCGUGGACCGGGCCAGAGGUGCAUGCCCGUGGUCCAACCUGAUGGCCAUCCUGGAGCAACGCCACGGCAGUGACACGGAGCUGCUGGUGUUCACCAUGACGCUGAUCAACAAGACACUGGCAGCCCUCCCAGACCAGGACAGCUUCUAUGAUGUGACAGACUGCCUGGAGCAGCAGGGCAUGGAGCGGGUGGUGCAGGAGUACCUGGGCAGCAAGGGCACCGACCUCGACCUGAAGCAGCAGUUCACACUUUAUGAGAGUGCCCUCAAGCUGGAGGAUGGAGUGGAGGAGCCUCCGGCGGGAGGACGCAAGGAGCGGAGGAGGACAGAGGAGGGCCGGCGUGGGUGGCGAGCCCAGGGGGGCUGCUCCGAGCCCAGCCCCGAGCCACAGCCCCUGCUGGGCUCCCCUGGCACCCCCAAGGACCCCCCCAUGGAGGGCAGCCUGGCAGAGUGAGUCCCUGUGAGCUCUGCUCUCUCCCCCAGCUCCUGUCCCAGCACCUACAGCAGUGCCCUGCGGCUGGCCCUGGGCUCCCCCCAGGCGGAGAAGGAGCAGUCCCCGGCCCUGGGCGAGCGCAGCGUCUACAAGCUGCACCAAACUGCCCCUGGCUGGCGGGAGGAUGCCCCCUCCCUGCGUGGGGCCAAGCCCAUUUUGAGGAGGUUUGAAGCUCGCUUCCUGGAGAACCUGGCUGCAGCCCAGAAGGAGAAGCUCUCUUCCAUGGCCAAGGGCCGGCUGGAUGUCCUCAGUGAUGCUGUGCUGGAGCACCCUGCUGCCUUCACCUGGGACAAGGACAGCAGCACCCCUGAGCCCGGGAUGGAGCCACCCAGCACCAGGUCUGGUGUGGCUCAGCCAGACAUCACCGACUCCUGCAGCACCAUCUCCUGCGACACCAAGUUCAUGCUGGACAUGCUCUAUGCCAAGGGCUCCUCGGAGCCAGGGAGGGAGCAGGUCCUCCUGGAGGGCCCAUCACCACCCCCAGACCAGGGUGAGGCAGAGAUGGACACCAAGGGAGCUGGCAACCAGGCACAGGAGGGGGCCUGUCACCGUGGCAGGGCUCCAGCCGGGCCAGUGGCCAGUGCCCAUGCCAAGCUGGUGCGUGCCAUGUCCAGCAUCGAUGCCGAGACCCACACGCAGAAGCUGGAGAACACUGGGAUGAUGCCCAUCAAGAAGGACAUGGAGCUGACCUGGGAGCGCCUGGAGGCCAGCCCUGUGCAGCUGAGGAUCAAGGACCUGGACUUCACUGAUCUGGGGGAAGAGGAAGACUUUGACAUCCUGGACUCAGGGCCCAUGGCCAAUGGCUCCUUUUGUCCUCCUGGCAUCAAAGCAUCGAACAUUGGAGCUCUUAUGGCUCCCCCUCCACCUCCUGCAAUCCCUGGCUGCCCACCACCUCCCCCUCCACCUCCUGCAAUCCCUGGCUGCCCACCACCUCCCCCUCCACCUCCUGCAAUCCCUGGCUGCCCACCACCUCCCCCAGGGCUGCCAGGCCACUCAGCAACAGAUGGCCCCUCUGAGGCCAAGAAGAAGAGGACAGUGAAACUCUUCUGGAAGGAGCUGAAGCAGCUGGAUGGCACUGUGGGGCCAAGCAGGUUUGGGCAGGGCACGCUGUGGGCAUCCCUGCAGAAUGUCGAGAUCAAUACUGCCAAACUGGAGCAUCUCUUUGAGUCACGGUCAAAGGAAGCACCAACUUCAAAGAAGGCCAUCGAUGGGAAGAAGGUGGUGGUGGUGCUGGAUCCCAAGAGGAGCAAUGCCAUCAACAUUGGGCUGACAGUGCUGCCCCCUGUGCACAUUAUCAAGACAGCUGUGCUCAACUUUGAUGAGUUUGCAGUCAACAAGGAAGGGAUUGAGAAAAUCCUGACCAUGGUCCCCACUGAGGAGGAGAAGCAGAAGAUCCAAGAGGCCCAGCUGGCCAACCCUGAUGUGCCCCUGGGCUCUGCAGAGCAGUUCCUGCUUGCCCUGUCUUCCAUCAGCGACCUCACAGCCAGGCUCCAGCUCUGGGCCUUCAAGCUGGACUAUGAGAGCCUGGAGCAGGAGAUUGCAGAGCCACUCUUUGAUCUGAAGGUGGGCAUGGAGCAGCUGGCCAGAAAUCACACCUUCAAGUGCAUCCUGGCCACGCUGCUGGCCAUGGGCAACUUCCUGAACGGCUCCCAGAGCAGAGGCUUCGAGUUGGGCUACCUGGAGAAGGUCUCAGAGGUGAAGGACACGGUGCACAGGCAGUCCCUGCUCCACCAUCUCUGCCAGAUGGUGGUGGAGAAGUUCCCAGACAGCACUGACCUCUACUCGGAGAUCGCCUCCAUCACCCGCUCGGCCAAGGUGGACUUUGACGAGCUGGCCAACAGCCUGGUGCAGCUGGAGCGGAGGUGCAGAGCCUCCUGGGACAACCUGAAGGUGAUUGCCAAGCACGAGGCCAAGCCUGUGCUGAAGAGCAAGCUGACAGACUUCCUGAAGGACAGCACCCAGCGCAUCGUGGUCCUGAAGGUGGUGCACAGGCGUGUCCUCAACAGGUUCCACUCCUUCCUGCUGUACCUGGGGUACCCUGCCAGCGUGGCCAGGGAGGUGAAGGUGACCCCCAUCUGCAAGCUGCUGCGGGAGUUCGCCCUGGAGUACCGCACCUGCCGGGAGCGCGUCCUGCAGCAGCAGCAGAAGCGAGCUGCCCACCGCCAGCGCAGCAAGACCCGCGGCCGGCUCAUCACCGAGACGGAGAAGUUCUCCGGAAUCCCUGAGGUGGCUGCGGCGCCUGCCGUGGUGUCCAGCAGCCCUGAGGAGCAGAUGGAAGCUGGCCACGAGAGCAUGAAGCUCCUGCUGACCUCCCCCACAGAGCCUCCUGCCCGCCGCAGCCGAGCCAGCCGGGGGGCAGGACCCACCCCCCCCAGGCAGGGCUCUCCCGCCCAGGAGGACGUCCCCAGCUCCCCGGACGAUGCCUCGGAUGAGAUGAUGGACAGGCUGGUGAAAUCUGUCACCCACAACCCCCUGCCCCGGCCCUGCGCCGCCAAGGAGCGCCGGAGAGCCCGCGGCAACAGGAAGUCCUUGAGACGGACACUGAAGAGUGGCCUCAGUGAUGACCUGGUGCAGGCACUGGGCCUGGGCCGGGCUCCUGGCAUGGAGGUUUGAGGGAGCCAAGGGGCCUCAUGCUGCUCCCCACCACCAGCCCAAGCAGGGCAGGACCUGGGGGCAGCUUCUGCUGCUCCAGGACUGGCACACUCUGCACCUUUGGUCUCCCUUUGCUUUUCCCUGCUGGCCUCCAGCUCCUGGAGGUUAUGGGCAGCAGGAUGGCAGCGAUGCCCCAGAGCUGCUCCAUUGGUGGCUGGGAGGGAGGAUGCCCAGCACCCAUGGGUGGCUGUGGAGGCUCAGGGUUCAUCUUCUCAACAGUAUUAGAGGGGGUCAAGGGGCUGGAUCCAGACCCCCUCUGGGAGCUGGGUCUGGCCUGUGGCAAUAAAAU
Messenger RNA from Indicator indicator, 4138 nucleotides. It is a transcript of the gene FHOD1, whose product is annotated as formin homology 2 domain containing 1. Lineage: Eukaryota; Metazoa; Chordata; Aves; Piciformes; Indicatoridae. Gene Ontology annotation, biological process: actin filament network formation; cortical actin cytoskeleton organization. The record is from RefSeq and is a predicted model, not a curated record. Gene Ontology annotation, cellular component: cytoplasm; cytoskeleton. Gene Ontology annotation, molecular function: actin filament binding. The transcript has 25 exons.